GAGACGCAGCGCGCGGCGUCGCGUAGCGACCAAGGACGCGGCGAGUGCGAGGAGGAGCCGGGUCGGUGUCACUGUCGACGCAGGAUGGGUAAGAAGGUGAAGAAGGCGGCGGAAGGUCCCCCAAAAGACGCGUUUGAGCCGCUGCCCAUAGAGAGCCGCAGUGUGGCCACGGUGGUGCUGAUGCUGCGCUCGCCUGAGCCUGACGUCUUGGCCAAAGCUUGCGAUGCUCUCCACCGCUUCGCUGACAAAUGCGAGGGAAACAGAGCGAUGCUGAUGGACCUUGGGGCUGUGGAGCCUUUGGCCUCUCUGCUCACACAGGACGACAAGACCGUUCGCAGGAACGCCAUUGUGACCUUGGGCACGCUGGCAUCAAAUGUUGCUGUGAGGAAGAUCCUGUUGAAUGCAGAUGUCGUUUCACCUGUAUUAAAGCUGCUGUCACCUGAAGAGGAGGUGGUCUGCCACGAGUACGGCAGCCUUGUGCUGGCGUGCCUGGCACAGGAGUUUAAUGGCAAGGCAGGUGUGGUGGCACAGGGGGGCACCGGCUGUUUGGUCCGCCUGCUCACCAGUCACGACCCUGAUGUACAGAAGAACGCCGUGGAAUGUCUCUCCCUGCUCGCGCAGGACACGGAGGGGCGCCUGGCAUUGCAUGCUUCACAUGCCGUGCCGCCUCUGCUGGACCUUCUGGCUUCGGAGUUUCCAGUCAUCCAGAAACUCGCUCUGGACACACUGGUAGCGGUGGCACGCGACGGGGAGGGGCGCGGCGCCCUGCGCCAAGGGCUCGACCGCGUGGUUGGUAUCCUGAGCCAGAAGGAGUGGAUGGAUCUGCACGCACAAGCGCUGCAGGUGUUCACGCUGUGCCUGGGAGACGUGGAGACUAUGAGGCAGGCGCAGGGCAGUGGCACUUUGGAGACCAUGCUGAGCUUCGUGACUGCCUCCAGUCAACCUGACCUGCAGGCCCAUGCCACUCGUGCCCUUGCCCAUAUGGCUGGUUCCGACGAGAGCUGGGGGAUUCUGCACGAGCAGGGUGUGGAGGCGGUGAUGGUGGCGCUCUUGGGCUCUGCUGCCAGCGGCGAUGCGGUCCGGUCGGCUGCAGCUCACGCUGUGGCUGCCAUGAGCCAGCGCCAAGCUGGCGCCAUCGCCAUUCACAGUCACGGUGAACUUCGCUCGUCCAUUCCUCCACCCGUGCUGAGGGCUCGCUCGGGCUACCAGACGGCUUUGUCUCAUCCAUGCUGUAGGCAACCACCGCACUGGGGCACUGCCCAGCUGGUGCGGCUCUUGUCCAGUGAGAGUGCGGACGUACGGGAGACGGCUGUGCUGGCGCUCGCUAACCUCACGAGCACCUUCCCCGACACCUGCGGCACAGCGGCAGAAGGAGUAGAGGCUCUGCUGGGGCUGCUGGCUGCUGGGCGCUUGGCUGUACAGGCGGGCGCCAAGACAAGUCCUGCCGCCCAUGCGGCUGUGGUGUUGGCAAACCUUGCCGGGCUAGAGCACCUGGUGCCUGGAUUGCUGGCAAGCGGGGCUGUCGAAGCCAUAGCUGCCCUUUUGUCUUCCCCAAAUCCGCAAUUGCAGGGCAAGGCUGCGCUGGCGCUUGCUGGCUUGAUGUGCAGAGCCGAGGCUCGGGCACAGCUACGUAUAGUGGGCGGUCUUGCCCCGCUGGUUCAGAUGCUCGACUCGAACACGGUGGAGAUACGCCGCACGGCAUGCUGGGUGGUUUUCCUCUGCGCUGCAGACGAGCCCACAGCCAUGGAGAUCUGCCGCCUGGGAGGCUUGGAGGUGCUGCAGAGGCUGAACGAGUCGGAGACGCGCAGGAGUCGCUUCAGCGAGACGGCUCUGGCGCGCGUGCUGGACAGCAACCUCCCGCUCAAGUACAGCCGCACGGGGCGGCUCUCAGCACACAACACCAUCACCGAUGGCUUCUAUGAUGCUGGCCCGCUGCGGCAGAGCGAGCACCAGGGCUCCCUGGAGGAGCUGGCGCGGACAGGGCCGAACCGAAACCGCGCAGUACUCCUCGUCAACACGGCCCCCGCUGAGCAGCUGAACGUGGUUGAUCCCCUUGUGGAGAAGCCCCCAGACCCAGGGGCAAGUGGGCGUGUGUCCUCCCUCCAGGCCAAGGGCUCCAAGACUCCCAGUAAGACUAAGACCAAGGGACGGAAAGAGGAAGAACGGGCGCCGGAGGAGGAGGAGGCCCCUGGGCCUGCCAUGCGGAUGGAAGGGGCCACCAUUGAGCAGCCGCCAUGGCAGCCAACCCCUGACCCCGAGCUGCGGGUGUUUGUCGAGGAGGCGAUUAGAGCGGUACUACCCUUGGCCUGCCCGCGCCUGCAGGCCGCCACUCUCGCCAGGCUUGUGUCUGAUAGGAUGGGAGGCCCGGUGGAGCGCGACUCUCUCAGCGACUUCAGCUGGGAGCUGCACGUAAGCCAGCUCAAGAACGAGCUCCAGUCCAACCUCAUCCCACUGGGCCGCAUCCAGAGAGGAGUGCAGCCGCACCGAGCGCUGCUCUUCAAGGUGGUGGCCGAUCGCCUGGGUGUGCCCUGCAGCCUGGUCAGAGGCCCCUAUAACCAUGCCUGGAACGAGCUGCUUCUGCCGCCCGCGCCACCCCAGCCGGCAACGCCUGUGGACGGCCUCUCUCAUCCUGCGUCUAACGGCCCUCUGCUAUUGCCCCCUCAGCUGCACGUUGUGGACCUCAUUCAUAACGUAGGGGCGCUGCUCCAUGCCGACAGUGCCGAGGCCUCCAAUUACACGCAUUUGUGAGGUCACGUCUCCCCAGCCCCAAAGAGGAAUUUGAAUGCACCAGUCACUGCAGCAACUAUCGCGACAACCAUGGGUGACGGUCUUGUUUCUCAUGUUAGGGCAGAUAUUAGGCACCGAACAAUUCACCACAUUCACAGUUGAUGCAGUCAGGAUUUGGGGGGAUGAUUCGCGAAUAUAUCUUUCAUUGGCGUUUUGAAUAAUAUAGAACAUGUGGAGGUGGCAAGGUACCCAGGACACUUACAUUUUUUUACGACCCAAUCAUUGACUGCUGUUCGUUUAAGCCAGAAGUGCCGCUUAUAUGUACAAUUCUCAGCACUGUUAUGAAUGUAAGAAUUUGUAUUUCACGAGUUGUCACAUGCCUAGCAACUCUAAGACAAUGGAAACUGGCAGACUAAUGCCCGCUGGCAGGCCAUGGUGUUGACAUUAUGCAACACAGGGACAGCUGCUACUGGGAAUUCCCUUUCAAAAUGUUUGAGAUGCGACGCAAGUCCAUUAUCGUGUAAUUAAUGCGGUCUGAGAUGCCCUGGCGUGAAGGGCGUUCAUCAAAACAAAUCAUCAAUAUUAAUUGUACAUGCCGGGAGUGUUAACUAAAGGGACAUUGCCACUCAAUCUCAUUUUGUUAAAGUUCAUACAGACAGUGGAAAAUGAGGCUAUGCAAGUCCCAUUCUUCGGUAUCAAUGCAAAAGAAACGUGCACACGCGUGGACCGGUUUUGUUAAACAUGUUGCCAAAUUUUCUACCAAUUCUCUUCGCAUGUACGAGUAUACAUAACACAAUACAAAACUGACAGUUGAUGUUUUAUUUGAAUGUACAUUAUGAAACAACAUUGCAGUACAAUACCAAACAAACGGUACGAACCCAAAAUUCUGAGUAUUUACAGCUCCGCCAGAGGUGAUUGUGCUGGGCAACAUGAAUGUAUAAAAACUUACGGUGUUGCAAUAUUUCUGAUUUUAUGUCAAAUUGCUGUGAAAAAAAUGUAAUUCUCCAGAAUCUUUGCUGGACUAGCUAGUAUUUUCUUCACAAAGAUAAAGUACAAAAAAGCAUGGCUACAAUAGUGGUUGCAGUUGUAUUAUUGACACGACCACACGUUUAUCUGAUAAAGGUUUCCAGAAAAUUAAGCACUCAAUAUUCUUACAUAUGCCAAAACAUGAGACCCCUCUAAAAAUAUCUGUUCCCCAAAAUUUGACUCAUGACAAAA
Molecule: messenger RNA, 3945 nt
Organism: Lethenteron reissneri (Far Eastern brook lamprey)
Lineage: Eukaryota; Metazoa; Chordata; Hyperoartia; Petromyzontiformes; Petromyzontidae
Gene: ARMC3
Product: armadillo repeat containing 3
Molecular function (GO): protein binding
Source: RefSeq, a predicted model, not a curated record